AUGACAAGACAACAAUUGAAGAAUUCGGGUAAACUCAUGAAAAAAUCAUGCAUGCCGAAAAAUGAUGUAACUGAAGAUGACGUUGGCCAGAUUGAGCAAGGGAAGUUCUUGGAGAACCGGAACGUGAUGUGUUACAUAGCUUGUAUCUACACGAUGACACAAGUUGUGAAAAACAACAAGCUUAGCUACGAUGCUGUAAUCAAACAAGUCGACGUCAUGUUUCCAAAAGAAAUGAGAGAUGCUGUUAAAGUCGCUGCUACUUAUUGUAAAGAUGUCGGUAAGUACGUCGAUGAGGUAAACUAG
Molecule: messenger RNA, 303 nt
Organism: Arctia plantaginis
Lineage: Eukaryota; Metazoa; Arthropoda; Insecta; Lepidoptera; Erebidae
Source: the annotation of a GenBank genome assembly